This is a messenger RNA of Mixia osmundae IAM 14324, 2526 nucleotides long. RefSeq lists its product as uncharacterized. Lineage: Eukaryota; Fungi; Basidiomycota; Mixiomycetes; Mixiales; Mixiaceae. Gene Ontology annotation, molecular function: RNA binding; protein binding. The record is from RefSeq and is a predicted model, not a curated record. Bases 1 to 2526 code for a protein of 841 amino acids. The transcript is spliced from 3 exons. Gene Ontology annotation, cellular component: nucleolus. Gene Ontology annotation, biological process: ribosomal small subunit biogenesis.
AUGGGCAAGCCAGCGUGGACGAAGCGCACGACCCAGCUGCCUGCUGUCCUGCGAGAAGAACUAGAAGCAUCGGGCAAGCUAGCGCCCCGAUCUGGACCCGGUGCACCAGGUAGCGCAGCUCACAGGAAGGCGCAAAGGAAAGCGAAACGACAUGCAUCGAAGCAAGCUGCACCUCGUCCGAAGGCCCCUCAACAGCUGCAGUCUUAUGAGCCUCGUGAAGACGCACCCGUGCUCGAGCAGCAGGUGGGCCCUAGUAGCGCAUCAAGCGCAAAGGCAAGAGGAAAGAGGAAAGCGUUGGACACAGACACACCGCUCGAGCGUCUCCUACAGUCUGUCUCCAAUGGAGAUGACCGUCCCGAAGGUGCCUCAAGUAGCUCCCGGUCUGGUGGCAAGAGCAAGCGAUUGAAAGCGAGCAACUCUCUCGAGAAACAAGAAGAAGCAGAAAUCGCAUGGCUCGAAGCGGCGCUGGGUCGCGGCAGAUCGUCUCAGGCAGAAGCAGAGUUCCAAGAAGACGGACUCGAUGACUUGUUGGGCGAUUUAGACGCCCUUGAGGAGCGCCUCGAUGCUGAUGAGGACGAAAGCCCAGAUGACGCAAGCGAUGACGAGAACGAGCUGACGGACGCUACGGAUGAUGAGGAUGAGGAGAUCGAGGUUGGCGAAGAUCUGCUUGAGAUGGGUAGUCAGGACGAGAGCGAGCCUGCGCAGGAGCAUCUCAUCCCGCGAGCCGCAGCACUCGGAGAGACCGACACGCCACAACCAAGCACAUCAGCCUACGUCCCGCCCGCGCUACGCCGAGCACAGCUCCCUCAAUCCGUUGCAAAGCCAUUGCCCGACCAGCCAGUGGACCCACGUCUGCGGCGCAUCCUUCUCGGCCAGCUGAACAGAUUGUCCGCCUCGAAUUUUGCCAGCAUUCUCACUGCCAUCGAAUCGCUCUACGCAUCCCAUCCUCGUGCCAUUCUGACUUCUGCCCUCAUCGAGACCCUGCUGGGCAUGAUCACAUCGGGUGGAGAAAGUCUCGGCGAACUCGCCGUGUUGUGCUGGGCUGCACUUGUCUCUGCACUCAAUAAGCGAAUGGGUCAAGAAGUGGGCGCCGGCUUCAUUGCAAAGUCUGUCGAAACGCUCGAUGCUCACUCGUCCGAGUCAGAUGCAGCAGGGAAGACGAGGCUCAAUAUGGCUACCUUCGUUUCGCAUCUCUACAACUUUCGUGUGCUUGCUUGUCCGCUCAUUUACGAUCUCAUUCGGGAAUCUAUCGAUUCUGGCCUGACCGAGGGUGACGUCGAAGUCCUGCUGCGUAUCAUCAGAGUGAGCGGUCAGCAGCUGCGCACGGAUGACCCGACUGCUCUGAAGACGAUCAUCCAGCUCGUCAAUGAUAAGCUCAAGAGCGUUCCGACAGCCAGUAUGACAUCCCGCACCAAGUUCAUGAUCGAGACGCUCUCGAACCUAAAGAACAAUCGUCUCAAGUCAUCCACAGCAGGCAAUCCGAUCUUGGCAGAAUCAGAGACUUCUCUUCGCAAGCUCGUAGCGAGUCUGUCGAGCACGAGAGCGGGUGCAUCCAGUGAUCCCUUUCGGUUCUCCUUGCGAGAUCUGCGAGAAAGCGAUACCAAGGGCAAAUGGUGGCUGUCUGGUGCUGGCUGGAAGGGCGACCAAGUGACGGACACACCUGCUCCCUCAGCGCCGACGGUCGGACCGGUCGCGAGCAAUGGUCAGAAUGCGACAUUGCUCAAGCUUGCAAAGCGACAAGGCAUGAACACCGAUGUACGGCGAAGCAUCUUCAUCGUCUUGAUGAGCAGCCAGGACUACAUUGACGCAGCCGACGGUUUGGCCGACUUGCGCUUGACGGAAGUGCAGCAGCGCGAGACUAUCCGUGUGUUGUUGCAUUGCGCCGGGCAAGAGCGUCGCUUCAAUCCGUAUUACGCUCUCGUCAUGGCAAAGCUACUCAGCAUCGAAUCACCGGCAGCUCAGUCUUAUCGCAUCACGCUGCAAUACUGUCUCUGGGACUUUCUCCGAGAGCUCGGCGAGAGCGACGUAGGUGGCGCAGACAUCAUCAAAGCACACAGCGUGAGCUCGAGCUCGGUUGAGCCUCAGAGAAUGAGCAACCUUGCCCGGUCAUAUGCAUGGUGGAUUGCAAAAUCUGGCCUGGGACUGCAAUUGCUCAAGCCUUUGACGAUACAGCUCAUCCGACCCCAAACAAUUGCAUUCUUGCAGCAGCUUCUCGUCUACACGUGCCUAUCGACGCAGUCAAGCAGUCCGCUGCUGAUCAAGUCGAGUUUCUCGCCCGUCAAGAAUGUCGAAGCACUCGAAAAGAUCUUUGGCAGGACGAGCAAGACGCCAGGUCUAGCGGACAAGCUCAUGUACUUCUUCGACAAGCACCUGAAGAGUCGUAAGGCGAUCGAAACGGCGCUCGCCUCGAGCUCUGCCAGCGAUGUCGAACUCGCACUAUGGUCGCUCAAAGCAGCCAAGCUGGUAUUGGAACGCUCUGGUACUAGCAUAGACGACGAUGAACCGAUCGUGGAGGAGUUCGAUUAA